Nilaparvata lugens (brown planthopper) is the source of this 1135-nucleotide messenger RNA. Its product is annotated as V-type proton ATPase subunit E. The record is from RefSeq and is a predicted model, not a curated record. The transcript has 4 exons. Lineage: Eukaryota; Metazoa; Arthropoda; Insecta; Hemiptera; Delphacidae. Gene Ontology annotation, biological process: proton transmembrane transport. Gene Ontology annotation, cellular component: proton-transporting two-sector ATPase complex, catalytic domain. The coding region runs from base 357 to 1049 and encodes 230 amino acids. Gene Ontology annotation, molecular function: proton-transporting ATPase activity, rotational mechanism.
CAAUUUAAUUUUAACUUGUUCUUGUGCAAACGACACUAGGUGUAUUGAAUUAUUGUAGAUUUGGUUUUAUUAAUCUACAUUACUUUUAUACUUGUUUGCAUCAAUCCUUUUUCAAAAUUAGUUCAGCUGAUUCAAAGUGUGUUUACUCAACUCUUAUAACCUUAGUAGUGGUAAAAACAAUUCUUGUGUUCUAAUGUAUUUGUGGGUAAUAUAAAAUGAUGCAUUUUCCAAUAUUAGUGUAUGUUUCUGUAGGUAGUUGACCUUUAAUUGCCAAGGAUUUUCUCUCCUAAAAAAUAUAAGUCCCAUAUGAUUGUAGCGGACAAACUCUACAAAGCACAAUCAGUUUGUCACAAGCAAUGGCAUCAAAGAAAGAUCAAUCAAUACAUGAUAUCAAGAGUAUGGUUGAAUACAUAGAGCAGGAUGGAUGGGAAAAGGUCGAGGAAAUUGAGGUGAAGUCACAGGAGGAAUUUGAAAUAGAAAAAACAAAAAUCAGAGAUACGGAAAUUAUCAAACUAGAGCAUUUUUAUAAUCGCCAGGAGGAAAAGUUAACAAGAACUUUAAAAGCGGAGAGUUCAAGAUCGAAGUUAAGGUCAAAAAUUGGAUAUUUGGAAGCUCAAAAAAAUAUUAUCCUUGAGAUUAUAAACAAAGCUCGUCACACGAUUGAAGAUUGUUCCAAUAAAGAAUCUCAAAGGCAUCGGUAUAAAAAAAUAAUGGAAGAAUUACUUCUCAGAAGUGCUCUCACGAUGAUGGAGUCUGAUAUAAAAGUGAAAGUUCGCAAGAAGGAUCAUUCACUGUUGCACAGCAUCAUCGAGAGUACUUCGAAUGAAUUCAAGAGAAUAACUGGCAACAAAAUCUCAAUGAAAAUCGACGACACGCAUUUGCCAGAUUCAUCUGCUGGUGGUAUUAUUUUGAGUAACCUCCACGAGCGAGUUUUCAUCGAUAAUACUCUGGCUACGAGGCUGGAAAUUGUUAUUGGUAAUAUGAAUUCUCCGUUUAUGCCAAUGUUCAAACACUUGCUGUUUGAUGAAGAAGAAGAAAAGAAAAGAUAGAUUCAAUUCUUUAGAUUAUUACACGUGUUUCUUAAAAUUCAUUGUUAGAUUUUAAUUUUAUUGAACAAAAUUUUCAGAAUCUGUCA